Penicillium verhagenii is the source of this 2931-nucleotide messenger RNA. Its product is annotated as putative plasma membrane antiporter. Gene Ontology annotation, biological process: sodium ion export across plasma membrane; regulation of membrane potential; proton export across plasma membrane. NCBI's taxonomy places the organism in Eukaryota, Fungi, Ascomycota, Eurotiomycetes, Eurotiales, Aspergillaceae. Bases 1 to 2931 code for a protein of 976 amino acids. The transcript has 9 exons. The record is from RefSeq and is a predicted model, not a curated record. Gene Ontology annotation, molecular function: sodium:proton antiporter activity; protein binding. Gene Ontology annotation, cellular component: plasma membrane.
AUGCUUCAUCCGAUCCUUGAUAUUAGCAACUUUAAUGUGACUUUGACUUUGUCCGGAAUAUACCUUCUUCUUUUUGCGGUGGUAUCUUUGAAGUUGAAACAAAAAUGGUACCUGGGUGAAGCUUGUAAGUGCUUUGAUCGACGAUCAAAUCUUCAACAUUAUCUCCGAGGGACACCGCUAAAGUUUUUAGUGCCAUCAUUUGUGGCCGGAGCUAUUCUGGGUCCAUUCUGCGCCAAUUUGAUUGAUGUGAGAACAUUUGGGACGAAUGUCGAGGAAGGCCAGAUUGCCUACGCCUUGACUCGCCUGGUAAUCGGCAUCCAGAUGGUCAAAGUGGGAUACGAGCUCCCUAAAAAGUAUCUAAGACAAAGAUUGGUUGAGCUCACAAUCUGUCUGCUUCCACUCAUGGCAUUGCAGUGGCUAGCAACAUCAGCAUGCAUUCUGUUAAUCGUCCCGCACCUAUCAUUCCUCACUUCGUUAAUUAUCGGCUCGUGCGUCAUCUGCAUUGACCCUAUUCUGUCGCAGGCAAUUGCAAAGGGCCCCUUCGCUGACAAGUACGUUCGACGGCACCUGCGAGAGUUUAUCUCCGCCGAGGCCGGUGGCAAUGAUGGCUUCGGCUUCCCAUUUCUCCUCCUUUCUAUCUCUAUUCUACGUUAUGCCGACGUGCCGCACGAUGGCACCGCGAAACGGGACUGGAUAGGAACACAGAACACGGGCCGGUUGGGCGGUAACGCUGGUCGGGCAUUGGCACACUGGGCUGUUGAAGGAGUGCUGUACAUGAUCAUCAUGGGCUCGGGUUACGGGCUCUUGGUUGGAUUUAUGGGGCGUAAAGGGUUGAACUUGGCGUCUAAGAGGCGAUGGAUUGAUAAAGAAAGUUUCUUCAUCUUUCCGGUGGCGAUCGGACUAUUCGUCGUGGGCACAUGUGGCUGCUUUGGAUCUGACGAGACUCUCGCCUGCUUUAUCGCUGGAUGUGCAUUGAACUGGGACGGUGUUUACCAUUCCGAAGCCGAGGCGCGACACGACUCCUUCAAUUCAACCAUUGAAGUCAUCUUGAAUUUCGGAACUUUUGUUUUCAUCGGGAUCAGCAUGCCCUGGGAUCUGAUGCACAUGCCCCAUCUUACUGGAAUCACGAUCUGGCGCCUGGUCACGCUGGGAAUUCUGCUGCUAUUGUUUCGUCGCAUUCCUGCAAUUAUGCUUGGGUAUCGAUUUAUGCCCAAGGUCUGUAACUCGUGGAAAGAAGCUCUUUUCAUGGGGUAUUUCGCUCCCAUCGGGGUGGGCGCAAUCUGCUACGUGGAAUAUGCCCGUCGACUACUUCCAGAUCCGGGUGAGAGCGAUGCAGAGAUCAAUCAUUUGACAGCUGCCAUGAUUCCAGUCGUGUACUGGCUGGUUUUUUUCUCAAUUGUGAUCCAUGGACUCUCAAUCCCCGUGCUGAAUGGUAUCUACAAAUGGCUCCAAGUUCCUACUAUUCGGGACCAUCCAGUCGAGAUCAUCCUUCUGUCAGAGAACGAACCAGUCCCGAAUAACAGCGUCGUGGAUCGUCGCGUGCAGUCUGUUAUAUUGAACAAUCGGUUUUCCCGCAACUAUAGCACCGACUCUCAGAGCGAGCGGCCAGAUGAUCAUGAUACGAUAAUGUUACGAUUGCAGGGCCUUGAAAAUGACGUGAGAUCGGAGCGGUCGUCUAUCAAAGGGCCAACUUCGUUUGAUUAUCUCAAUCAAAUGAUUCUGCUUCAUUUGCCCCCCGAAUUACUACUGCAACUAGCGACCUGCCUGGAGACAGAACGAGAUAUCAACUCAUUGUCUCAAACAAAUAGACAACUCCACGCUCUCCUCAAUUCAUAUCUCUAUAGACUGAAUUGCCGAGGCUCAAAUUCCUCUCUGCCAUGGGCCGCCCAACAUGGUAAUGUGGCUACAGCUCGAUUAUGUGUACAGGAAGGAGCCAGCGUUAGAGUGACGGAUAGCAAGGGCCGGACACCAUUAUCCUGGGCCGCGCAGCACGGACAUGAGGCGAUGGUGAAGCUGUUACUUGGGACAGGGCAGGCGGUUUUGAACUCCAAAAACUGCGAGGGGGAAACAGCCCGCCAGAGACUAUUAUUGUGGGCUAAGCGGCACAGACAUGAACACAGGUUGACACGGUGUUUACUUAAGAAAGAGCAGGAGCCUGAGGAGUUGAGAGACUCCGAAGGAUGGACACCAUUAUCCUGGGCUGCGCAAAAUGGUCAUGACGUGGUAGUGAAACUGUUACUUGAAACUGGGCUAGUGGAUGUGGACUCGAAAGACAGUGAAUGUCGUACGCCAUUAUCUUGGGCUGCGAAGAAUGGAUACGAGUCAGUGGUCAAGCUCUUACUUAGGAGCGGGCAAGUGGAUGUGAAUUCGGAGGACAACGAAGGUUGGACGCCAUUAUCCUACGCUGCGCGGGAAGGACGUGAGGCAAUAGUGAGACUUUUACUUGAAAUAAGUCAGGUGAGGGUGGACUCGAGGGACUUAUAUUUCGGCUGGACACCGUUGUCCUUGGCCGCAAGAUUUCAACACGAAGCGGUUGUGAAGUUAAUACUUGAGACAGUCCAGAUCGACGGGGACUCAGAGGACACGCUAGCUCACCCGAUUUUAUCUCGGACUGCUCAGCUUCGAUAUGAGGAGGUGGGGAAGGACUAUGAGCGUUGGACGCCAUUGUUUCUGGCCGCACUUGAACGUGAUGGAAUAGUGAAGCUAUUACUUGAGAAAGACCGGGUGGAGAUGGGCUCGGACAACACGUUGUCCUACUAUGCCGCAAGAUUUGGACGUACGGCGGUGGUGAAGUUAUUACUACAAACAGGCCAAAUUGGCGUGGACCCGAAGAACCCCAAAGGUCUCAUACCAUUAUCCUUGGCUGCGAAGCAUGGAUAUGAGGCGGUGAUGCAAAUACUGCUUGGGACUUGGCGCAGGGCUCCACAGUGA